Fusarium oxysporum Fo47 is the source of this 609-nucleotide messenger RNA. RefSeq lists its product as uncharacterized. The transcript has 3 exons. Lineage: Eukaryota; Fungi; Ascomycota; Sordariomycetes; Hypocreales; Nectriaceae. The record is from RefSeq and is a predicted model, not a curated record. The coding region runs from base 1 to 609 and encodes 202 amino acids.
AUGCGUCGGAGUAAGGAAUUGUGCGCACCUAUCUAUUUUACGCCUCAAGAAGUAAAGAAUUCAGCAUUGGACAAGCUCGAGGCAUUGGAAGCUCUGCGCCUGAGCCGACAAUGGGUUGACAACUCUGCAAUAUAUUUGCAAAAGGAUGGUUCUUUCUCGCAUGAAGUUGCUAAAAGAGGAGGGCUGCAAACACAUUUACAGACUGCAUAUCUUUCCGUGGCCAGUUUCAUUUCCCCACCAGGCUACCAAGACUCGCCAGAAGAAGAAAGACUACGAAAUGCUCGUCGUCACCUUCUAGUCUCGAUCCUUGCAUAUGCAUGGCUCUGGCGAAGGCCUAAAGUAUUAGAUCAUCAAGGCAAUUUGGUCGCUUUUGAACAAAGACAAAAAUUUCUUUUUAACGCACAAGAAGUGCCCCUACAUUUGGAUAAGUCAAAAUGGAAUAUAACGGGGUUUUUUGCCUGUUUGAGGUGGGAUAAUUUGCAUAAUUUACGUCGUGUCGGAGGCCCGUGGUGCUCGUGCCGGAUGGAGAAGGAUUGCUACCCGCCACCUUAUUAUAACACUUCCCCAACGAAAGAAAGAGGGGCAGAGCAGGUUGUCAGGCAGAGAUGA